UUUUUUUUACUUUUUAUUUUUUUUCCCUUUCUUACCAAAAGUAUUUAUAAUAUACUUUCUAAUAUAUUUUUUUUUUUACUUCAUUCUUUUACCAAUUUAUUUAUUCUGUCUCGUCCAUAUCUUAUUUAAAUAUAAUAUCAUAUUAAUAUUUUUUUUUCUUUAAAAGUUGAUUUCAAUUUUCAAACUGUAUCUUAGUUUUUGACUUUGCUAUACGUUAAUAGCUAUAUGGCGGAACCAAAAAACUUUAUAAUGCAACUGAGCGAUUAUUCAUUUCUUGAACGAUCAGUUCAUGAUAUUUAUAUAUGGAUAUGGUUUAUCGUACAUGUAUGGAGAUGUGAUAGAUUUGCUUCAUUAAGCUGGAAACGCAUAUCGUCAUUAGAAUUAAAAUCAUUUGUUACCCUAUUCAUAUUAAUUGCAUUGCCUUUAGGAUCAUUUUAUGAUAUUGUAUCUACAAAGAUAACGUAUAUAGAAGGGUUUUAUAAGUUUCAAAAUAAUGCGAUAAGGGGAAAACCAAGAUAUUUAUGGUCAGAAGAUGAUAAAUUAUGGUUUAUACCAAGUUAUUAUAUAUUCAUGACUGGAUUAAGUUUUCAAACGGUCACAUUGUUCUUGUUACAAUGUUUUUGGAAUUACUUAACAAAUUCAAUCGCACAAACAUCUUUCAUCUCAAGAGGUGAAUUUGCCGUUUAUAUUGUGUGGGGAAUAAUAAGUGUUUCAAUAUAUCCCAUAUUACCUUACGUAUUUAGUAAAAAUGAAAUAUUGUUAGAGGCUAUACCUCAAUUGGUUUAUGCAACUCAAUUAUUGAUUUUAGUAUUACUCGGUAUACGUACUCAUUUAAAAUUCCUUGAGUUAAUUAAAUUAACUUCUUCUUAUAAAAAUUCCGCAAAUAUUAUUGCAAAAAUAAGAUAUUUUAUUGAUAUGAAUAAAUUAUUAACUAUAUCACUUAUUGUUACUACCGUAUCAUAUUAUUUAUUAAGCAUUGAUCUUUUAACUUCCGCAAAAAUUAUUAAUAAUUCAAAGGUUGCAAGUGAUCUGUUGGCUGCGCAUGUUAAUUUUGCGUCAGUAAUAGAAUGGUUAGCAUUAAUACUUAUAUUUUAUCCAAGAAAAGGUUUUGUUGGUACAGGAGCUGGUGGAUCUACUUUUAAUACGAAUCUUGGUUCAAGUAGUGUUAAUCCAUCAGUUAAUCCAGUUUCACAAAUUUCCUAUUCGAAUAGUACAAAAUUAAGUAAUGUACCUCCUGGUACUGGAGCUGGUAUUAAUUUUAAUAAUGAAAAUCGUCAAAAAACAAAUUCUAUUGUUGAUGUCAAUCAAGCUAACAACAAUUAUCAGAAUACUAUUAAAACUGUACCAAUUAGUCCUGAUUAUAAUAAUAAUAAUGUUAAUAAUAAUAAUAAUAAUAAUAACAAUAACAAUAAUAAUAAUGAAAGUGAAAAUUCACAAAAACAAAUUUUACAAAAUCAAUCAUCAUUUAAACGUUUUAAAAAGAAAUCUAUUACUGCUUCACCAAUUCCUUCAUCAGAUAAUAAUUCAGAUAUUAGUAAUUCAGAAAAUAAUGAUGGAAAUAAUAAACCAGUAUACCUUAAACGUAAUAUAUCAAUAAGUAAAGAUGGUAAAAUGGUAUAUGGUGAAACAAAACCAUUGGGUAAAGUAAAAGGUGCAGAAUUUGUAGCAGUUGAAAAAGCUGAUCCUAGUUUUAUACCUAAUUAUUAUUUUUCAAAUGAAUUAAAAGAUAGAAAUGGUAAUGUAAUUAAAAUACCAUCUACUAUUAAUGAACAAAAAUUUAGAUACAAAAUUGAUGAUGAUGAUGAUGAUGUAGGAAACAGAAAUAAUAGUAAUAAUGUUAAUGGUAGUACUAGUGGUGGUAGUACUAGUGGUGGUAGUGAUCAACAAAGAAUUAAACAAGAGGUGAUGCAACAAAAGACAAUAGAAUCACAACAAGGUGCAAUAAAAGAAAAUAAUAAUAAUAAUAAUGUUAUUACAAAAAAUAAUGUUAAUGAUAAACAAGAUUCUGAUGAUGAUGAUGAUGAUGAUGAAUUCUUUUAUGCUAUGUAAAAAAAAAAAAAAAUGCACUAUUUUCUUAUUUUAGUUGAUUUUUAUUUAUUUUUAUUUUUAAUUUUUAUUUUUU
Molecule: messenger RNA, 2122 nt
Organism: Rhizophagus irregularis DAOM 181602=DAOM 197198
Lineage: Eukaryota; Fungi; Glomeromycota; Glomeromycetes; Glomerales; Glomeraceae
Source: RefSeq, a predicted model, not a curated record